AUGUCCUUCUCUUCUCUCGUCCAAGAUCUCGCCUUCCGUGACCACCCCAAUGGCAGAGAGAGCUCGAGUAGCAAUGACAAUCAAUCUACGAUAUCCCGGCCGUCUCAGGCACGGUCAUACACCUCGACCGCCGCGACGAGUGUGAGCAUUGCCGGUGAUAUAUCAAGUCAGCUACACGCUGGAUACAGCCAUCCAUUGUCAAGAGCAUGGCAGGCUGAAAGACAAUUAACAAAGUCAAUGCUCAUCUACCCUCUGUUCAUUACCGACAACCCGAACGAAGUCACUCCCAUCCCCUCGCUACCCAACCAGAACCGGCUAGGCUUGAACAAACUGGUCCCUUUCCUUACUCCGUUGGUACAGAAGGGACUGCGAUCAGUCAUUCUGUUUGGAGUGCCCCUCGCUCCCAGUGCAAAAGAUGCCCUGGGCACUGCAGCAGACGACCCUGAGGGCCCCGUAAUCAAGGGCAUCCAAUUGCUCCGUCGGCAUUUUCCUCAGCUGUUUAUCGUCGCAGACGUCUGCCUCUGUGAGUAUACCUCUCACGGUCACUGCGGCAUUCUACGUGACGACGGGAGUUUGAACAACGCUAUGUCUGUGGAGCGCAUCUCCGACGUCGCUAUGGCUUAUGCUGAGGCCGGUGCCCAUUGCGUCGCACCUUCAGAUAUGAAUGACGGACGGAUACGAGCGAUCAAACUGAAGCUGAUCGAGGCUGGACUUGCGCACCAAGUCAACCUGAUGAGUUACGCUGCCAAGUUUUCGGGUUGUCUGUAUGGACCAUUCCGCGAUGCCGCGGGUUCGUGCCCCUCCUUCGGCGACCGCAAAUGCUACCAACUCCCUCCGGGCGGUCGAGGGCUCGCUCGCCGGGCCAUCGUACGAGAUAUCAAUGAAGGUGCGGAUAUCAUUAUGGUGAAACCCGCCUCGUCGUAUUUGGACAUCAUCUCAGAUGCCAAGGAGAUUGGCAAAGACAUGCCCAUCGCCGCUUACCAGGUCAGUGGCGAAUAUGCCAUGAUCCACGCCGGGGCCAAAGCGGGCGUGUUUGAUCUCAAGAGCAUGGCAUUUGAAAGCACCGAAGGUAUCCUCCGAGCCGGGGCGGGUAUCGUGGUGUCUUACUUCACGCCCGAAUUUCUGGAUUGGUUGAGUGUAUGA
Molecule: messenger RNA, 1143 nt
Organism: Capronia epimyces CBS 606.96
Lineage: Eukaryota; Fungi; Ascomycota; Eurotiomycetes; Chaetothyriales; Herpotrichiellaceae
Product: delta-aminolevulinic acid dehydratase
Exons: 2
Coding region: 1-1143 (380 amino acids)
Biological process (GO): heme biosynthetic process
Cellular component (GO): cytosol
Molecular function (GO): porphobilinogen synthase activity; zinc ion binding
Source: RefSeq, a predicted model, not a curated record